GAGUGCCGGCGGAAUGCCGGCUUCGAAGCGGGGAGAAUCUGGCUUUUUGCUGGGUUCCUCUCAGCUCUGGGCUGGCUCUCCCCACCUGUAAAAGGAGGCCAGGGGAGUGGACAGUGCGAACCUCCAGUUCCCGGGAGAGGGCCGUCUGCAGGGGUUUGGUGGGGCAGAGGGAACCCCCACCCCAUCCCCUAGUGGGCCUGAAGGCCUGGGUGGAGCUAUGCCGGGGGAAUUUUGUAAGCAAGGAGCCAAGAACCCUUGGAGGUUACAAAACAAGCAGGAAAAAAGGAGCCGGACUUCGGCUCGGCUCCCCCUCCCUUUCUUCCUAGCAGCCGGUGGUCGAGUGGGCGGGCGCGCGGGGUGGGGGGGGUGGCUCGGCAGGGGGUCGGUAGCGCGCCUUAGCCCUCCCCCCCAUAGGCAAUUGCUCUGGCGUUCUGGGAGGGGGGAGUCUCGCGAUCAUUGGGGGGGGGCACAGGGGGCGGGAAGGGGAGGGGGAGGUCGUGACGUAGGAGGGCUGGCAAGGAGAAGGGGGCGGUGGCUCGGUGCUCCUUGCUCCCAUCUCCCCUGAACGGCGGAGGGGUUCUCAGCUAGCCUCUCCUCCAGCCCAACCUCCCUCACGAGCUCGCUCGGCCUAAGCCCGCGGCCUCGCCGCCGCCUCCCGGCUGCCGCCACUGCCGCCGCCGCGUCCAUGGAACUGCAACAGCCCGGCCCCGGGGCCAGAGCGGAGGAAGAGCCGGGGCCGUCCACCGCUCGGGAGGCGGGAGCGGUCCCCGGGGACCGGGGGAAAGCGGAGGAAGAGGAGAAAAAUGACCCUCCUUUUCUGCUGAAACCUCCUCCUAAAGCUUGCAGACCUGAAAAGGAGAUUGAUUCUGAAUAUGAAGAGAAGAUGAAAACAGACCGGGCCAAAAGAUUUGAAUUUCUACUAAAGCAGACUGAGCUCUUUGCUCAUUUCAUUCAACCUGCGGCCCAGAAAUCUCCAACGUCACCCUUGAAGGUGAAAGUGGGACGUCCCCGACUGAAGCGUGAUGAAAAGCAAUGCCUUCUUUCAGCUGGGGAUUACCGUCACAGACGUACGGAACAAGAAGAAGAUGAAGAAUUGUUGUCAGAGAGCCGAAAGUCAUCUAGUGUUUGUGUUCGAUUUGAGGUGUCUCCUUCAUAUGUAAAAGGAGGGACAUUGCGAGAUUAUCAGGUUAGGGGCUUGAACUGGAUGAUCUCCCUUUAUGAAAAUGGAGUUAAUGGCAUUCUGGCGGAUGAAAUGGGUCUUGGAAAGACUUUACAAACGAUUGCACUGCUUGGCUAUCUCAAACACUAUCGGAACAUUCCUGGGCCUCACAUGGUUUUGGUUCCAAAAUCAACUUUACACAACUGGAUGAACGAAUUUAAACGCUGGGUGCCCUCUCUCCGGGCUGUUUGUCUCAUCGGGGACAAGGAUGCGAGAGCUGCUUUUAUUCGUGAUGUAAUGAUGCCAGGAGAGUGGGAUGUUUGUGUUACAUCAUAUGAAAUGGUAAUUAAAGAAAAGUCUGUGUUCAAAAAGUUUAAUUGGAGGUACUUAGUCAUUGACGAAGCUCACAGAAUCAAGAAUGAAAAGUCCAAGCUUUCUGAGAUCGUUCGUGAGUUCAAGACCACAAACCGCCUGUUACUAACUGGAACGCCAUUGCAGAAUAAUCUGCAUGAGCUCUGGGCAUUACUCAAUUUCUUGCUGCCUGAUGUUUUCAAUUCUGCAGAUGAUUUUGAUUCCUGGUUUGACACUAAAAAUUGUCUUGGCGAUCAUAAACUUGUGGAAAGACUACAUGCAGUUUUAAAACCAUUUUUGUUACGGCGUAUCAAAGCUGAAGUAGAAAAGAGUCUGCCUCCUAAGAAGGAAGUAAAGAUUUACCUUGGCCUAAGUAAGAUGCAACGAGAAUGGUACACACGAAUCCUGAUGAAAGACAUUGAUAUUUUAAAUUCGGCUGGAAAGAUGGAUAAAAUGCGGCUGCUAAAUAUUCUCAUGCAAUUGCGAAAAUGUUGUAAUCAUCCCUACCUGUUUGAUGGUGCUGAACCUGGCCCACCCUAUACCACUGACACCCAUCUUGUCAAUAACAGCGGUAAAAUGGUGGCAUUGGAUAAACUCUUGUCGAAACUCAAAGAGCAGGGGUCAAGAGUUCUCAUUUUUAGCCAGAUGACCCGUUUACUGGACAUCUUAGAGGAUUAUUGCAUGUGGCGGGGUUACGAGUACUGUCGGCUGGAUGGACAAACGCCCCACGAGGAGAGGGAGGAAGCCAUAGACACCUUUAAUGCUCCUAACAGCACCAAAUUCAUUUUUAUGCUGAGCACAAGAGCUGGAGGUCUUGGAAUUAAUUUGGCGACCGCAGACGUGGUUAUCUUAUAUGAUUCGGACUGGAACCCCCAGGUUGACCUGCAAGCUAUGGAUCGAGCUCAUCGGAUUGGUCAGAAGAAGCCAGUUCGGGUAUUCCGUCUUAUCACUGACAACACUGUUGAAGACCGGAUUGUAGAAAGAGCCGAGAUCAAACUGAGACUUGACUCGAUUGUUAUACAGCAAGGCAGGCUCAUUGACCAACAGUCCAACAAGCUGGCAAAAGAUGAAAUGCUGCAGAUGAUACGUCAUGGAGCCACGCAUGUUUUUGCUUCGAAAGAAAGUGAACUGACAGAGGAAGAUAUUACAACUAUUUUAGAGAGGGGGGAGAAGAAGACUGCAGAAAUGAAUGAACGGCUACAGAAAAUGGGAGAGAGCUCUCUUAGAAAUUUCACCAUGGACACUGAAACAAGUUUGUACAACUUUGAAGGAGAAGAUUAUCGAGAAAAACAAAAGCUCAGCAUGAUGGAGUGGAUAGAGCCCCCUAAGCGAGAACGCAAAGCUAAUUAUGCAGUGGACGCCUAUUUCAGGGAGGCUUUACGUGUCAGUGAGCCGAAGGUUCCAAAGGCCCCCCGACCACCAAAACAACCAAACAUCCAGGAUUUCCAGUUCUUUCCACCUCGUUUAUUUGAGCUCCUGGAAAAAGAAAUUCUUUAUUAUCGGAAGACUAUAGGUUACAAGGUGCCAAGGAACCCUGAACUCCCCAAUUCAGUCCAGGCCCAGAAAGAGGAGCAGCAGAAGAUUGACGAAGCUGAGCCUCACACAGCUGAGGAGACCGAAGAGAAGGAAAAGCUUCUCACCCAAGGAUUCACAAACUGGAACAAACGAGAUUUUAACCAGUUUAUUAAAGCUAAUGAGAAGUAUGGGCGUGAUGAUAUAGAUAACAUUGCCCGAGAGGUGGAGGGAAAAUCUCCUGAGGAGGUCAUUGAAUAUUCAGCUGUUUUUUGGGAACGUUGUAAUGAGCUGCAGGAUAUUGAAAGAAUCAUGGCUCAGAUUGAACGAGGAGAAGCUAGAAUUCAACGGCGGAUCAGUAUCAAGAAAGCUCUGGAUGCCAAAAUCGCGAGAUACAAGGCGCCAUUCCAUCAGCUGCGCAUCCAGUAUGGAACCAACAAGGGGAAGAACUACACCGAGGAAGAAGAUAGAUUCUUGAUCUGCAUGCUUCAUAAGAUGGGCUUUGACAAGGAGAAUGUGUAUGAAGAAUUACGCCAGUGCGUACGCAAUGCUCCCCAGUUCAGAUUUGAUUGGUUUAUCAAAUCCAGAACUGCCAUGGAAUUUCAGCGACGCUGUAAUACUCUCAUAUCUUUGAUUGAAAAAGAAAACAUGGAAAUCGAGGAAAAAGAAAGAGCAGAAAAGAAGAAACGUGGAACAAAAGCUCCAAUUACCCAGAAGAGAAAGGCGGAACCCACUAUGGAGAGCUCUGGAAAGAAGGAUUCCAAGAAGGUGAAAUCGUAAAGUGCAGAAAUAGUAUUAAUUGAGAAAAGUGUACUCUCCCUUCCCCGACACCCCACCUCCAUCCCCUUUCUGGUCAAAUAUUAAUUGCUAGUUUCUAUUGUAUUCCCAAUGACUAAUUAAAAAAGUCUCUGGCUAGUUCUAAUUUUUUGCAUAUUUUAUAUCUCGUAAUGAUGCUUUUUACCUGAAAUGUGUAGCACUCAACUUUAUUCAUUCCAAAAAUUUCGUGUCCUGUAACUUGUGAAUCUCAUGCCUCCCCACAGAAUAACCUUCCUCCUCGUUCUUGUUCUAUCGAAGCUCGUGCUGAGGUUAUAGCUUUUCUAUGUUUUGUACGCUGCCACUGCUUUGAAAAAGAGCCUAGAUUCUAUAGUUGUAUCUUUGUUCUUUCAUACUUUAAAUUUAUAUGGCUGCGGAAAAAGGGAAUUAAAAUGAUUUGAGGAGAAAUAGA
Monodelphis domestica (gray short-tailed opossum) is the source of this 4247-nucleotide messenger RNA. It is a transcript of the gene SMARCA1, whose product is annotated as SNF2 related chromatin remodeling ATPase 1. Gene Ontology annotation, molecular function: ATP binding; DNA binding; ATP hydrolysis activity. Gene Ontology annotation, biological process: nucleosome organization. Lineage: Eukaryota; Metazoa; Chordata; Mammalia; Didelphimorphia; Didelphidae. The record is from RefSeq and is a predicted model, not a curated record. Gene Ontology annotation, cellular component: chromatin; nucleus.